AUGCACGCCUUAAUAUUCGGCGGCAACGGACGCAUUGCCCGUGCUAUGACUAGGAUGAUGCUCGCCCGCUCCUGGACCGUAACUAGCAUCAUCCGCAACCCCCAACAGGCAUCUAGCAUUCUUGGGCUUGGUGACGGUCAGCCAGGAACUAUCCAUGUACUGCACUAUGACCUGCAGGACUUGAAAACUGCUCAAGACGCCGAGGCACUUUUUAAGCAAACAAGUGCAACCUGUGCUGUUUUCGCAGCAGGAUCUUUCUCUAAUGUCUUCUCUAUCGAACGUGAUGCUGCUAAAUGUAUUAUUAAAGCUGCUACAAGUCUCGGCUCUGUUACGAAAUUCCUCAUGAUCUCCUUCCAAGCCUCGCGCCGGAAACCUGCUCCUUGGUGGAAUAUGCAGGAUAUCCAAGACUACACCUCUGAGCAAAAUUCGUACCCCGAGAUCAGUGACGCUAAGAUACAGGCAGAUCAGUACCUUGUUGCAAUGGCUAAUGCACGACGAGUCCGUGGUGCACCACCAUUUCAGGCGAUCAGCUUGCGACCAACCUGGUUAACCACGGGUCAUGGGACCGGCAAGGUCACUUUAGGGAAGACAAGAGCAACAGGGAAUGUUUCGAUUGAAGAUGUUGCCGCGGUGGCAUUGGAGAUGCUUGGGCGGGAGGAUGUUAGUGGCUGGUUUGACUUGUUGUCGGGGGAUGUGGCUGUCAAAGACGCUGUUGAGGGAGUGGUGAGGGAUAAAGUAGAUUGUAUUGAGGGGGAAGAUUUGCAGGCGAUUUAUGCACUGGCGGACUAA
Molecule: messenger RNA, 789 nt
Organism: Aspergillus versicolor CBS 583.65
Lineage: Eukaryota; Fungi; Ascomycota; Eurotiomycetes; Eurotiales; Aspergillaceae
Exons: 2
Coding region: 1-789 (262 amino acids)
Source: RefSeq, a predicted model, not a curated record